Coccinella septempunctata (seven-spotted ladybird) is the source of this 1006-nucleotide messenger RNA. RefSeq names its product deoxynucleoside kinase-like. Gene Ontology annotation, biological process: nucleobase-containing compound metabolic process. Lineage: Eukaryota; Metazoa; Arthropoda; Insecta; Coleoptera; Coccinellidae. The transcript has a single exon. Gene Ontology annotation, cellular component: mitochondrion; cytoplasm. The record is from RefSeq and is a predicted model, not a curated record. Gene Ontology annotation, molecular function: ATP binding; deoxynucleoside kinase activity. The coding region runs from base 230 to 946 and encodes 238 amino acids.
AGUUGAUGUUCUGUGGUUGGUUGUUUAAUUUUUGAAAUUUGCAAAGACAAACUGCCUUUUCAACAGAUAAAUGUAAAAAUAUUGUUGUAUAAAACAGAACAAAAAAACGAGGAUGUUGUUAAGAAUAUAAAACAAUGGAAUCUGAAAAUCAAGAUGAAAAGAAACCUUAAAGUAUUCUGUUUGAGAACAUUCCGUUACUAAUAUUCUGACAAAUAAAGUCGCUUGAAAAAUGAGCUCACUAAGACGUUUUCUCAAGAACCUGGCCGAUAAUUUGAUAUUGACAAGAAGCAAGGACAGUCGUCCUUUCACUGUUAUAGUGGAAGGCAAUAUCGGUUCAGGCAAAACUACAUUUCUCAAUUAUUUCAAGAAGUUCAAGGAAAUUUGUGUGUUAUCUGAACCAAUUGAAUUAUGGCGAGAUUGCAAAGGGCACAACUUGUUGAGUUAUAUGUAUGCUGAUCCAAGGCAAUGGUCGCUAACAUUUCAGUCAUAUGUUCAACUAACGAUGCUGAAUCAUCAUACUCUUCCUACCGAUUGCCCAAUCAAAAUGAUUGAAAGGUCAAUAUAUAGCGCUAGGUAUUGCUUUGUUGAAAAAAUGAUGAGAGAUGGAAUCCUAAGUGAGCCAUCGGCUGCUGUUAUUGACGCAUGGUUUCAAUGGCUCACUAGAAACACAGCUGUCAAGGUGGAUCACAUUGUAUAUCUCAGAUCACAACCUGAAGUUGUGUACCAGAGAAUGCUAGAAAGAAAUAGACCAGAAGAGAAACCUAUAUCACUAGAAUUUCUUCAAAGCUUACACCAGCUUCAUGAAGAAUGGUUGUAUGACAAAGUUUCACAUCAUUGUCCAGCAACUGUGUCAAUAAUAGACGCGAACUUAGAUUUAGAACUCGUAAAACAAGAAUGUGAGAAAAUAAAUGAAAAAACUUUAAAUCCUAGGAAAAUAAUUAUAUAGAUAAGCGUGCUUGAGGCAAAUUGCAUUUAAUAGGAUUAUCAAUAGAUUUUAUAGACCAAA